Anopheles gambiae (African malaria mosquito) is the source of this 2005-nucleotide messenger RNA. Its product is annotated as putative nuclease HARBI1. The record is from RefSeq and is a predicted model, not a curated record. The transcript has a single exon. The coding region runs from base 160 to 909 and encodes 249 amino acids. NCBI's taxonomy places the organism in Eukaryota, Metazoa, Arthropoda, Insecta, Diptera, Culicidae.
UGAUAUCACAAAAAAAAUAAUUUAUUAUUUUUACCAUACUUUUUCAAUUUUAGAUUCUUAUCUACUGGAACAAAUUUUCGGGCUCUGUCAUUUGAUUUUAGGAUCUGUCAUAAUGCAAUAGCUAAAAUAGUGUAUGAAACUUGCGAUGCUAUUUGGAAGAUGAUGAAAGACGAAUUCAUGCCGGUACCAACAACUGAAAAAUUUCAACAAAUUAGCAGAGAGUUUUGGCAAAAAUACAAUUUUCCCAACAUCGUCGGAUGCAUCGAUGGCAAGCAUGUGAUGAUCAAAGCACCGGCUAAUAGUGGAUCAGAUUACUUUAACUACAAAAAGUACUUUUCUUUGCAUCUACAAGCUGUCGCUGAUGCACAUGGAAAAUUUAUAUUUAUCGAUGUAGGUGAAUAUGGACGACGUAGUGACAGUGGGGUGUUUAAUAGCUCGUCAUUGUACCAAGCAAUAGAGAAUGGAGAGCUAAAUAUCCCUCCAGCGAAACCACUUCCUGGGUCAAUUGAACCUAUGCCAUACGUUUUAUUAGGGGACCAAGGAUACCCUUUAAAAACAUAUUUGCUCAGACCCUAUCCAUUUCAUAAUUUAUCGGCAGAGCAAAUUAGGUUUAAUUUUAUGCAUGCAAGAGCGAGGCGGAUUAUUGAGUGUGCUUUUGGCAUACUAGUUACGAGAUGGCGGUGUCUAAUGACGGAGCUUCAAAUGACUCCUGAUCAUGUAACAAUUAUUGUACAAGCAUGCUGUUUGCUGCAUAAUAUUUGCUCAAAUUUAAAAAAACCACGCAAAAUCCUACGAUGGACAAAUCCAACUGGUAUUACCGUAAACAGAAAUAGUCAUAAUCAUCCCUCACGCGAUGCUUAUAGGGUGAGGGAGAUUUUCAAAAAUUAUUUCUUUGAAAAUGGUGUUUAAAAUUCACCUUAAAUUGGAUAUGUACGUAGAUUCAAGUAAACCUAUAACAGAAAAUAAGUACAAACAAUAAAAGCAUUGAAUUUCCCCCCAUAGUCACAGUUCAUUCACAACUCUACAAUGCAAAUUUAAGAAGCUUUUAAUUAAAUUUUACUGGUGUAGGCUGGAUGCUGGAUUCCGGCGUUCAUUCCACAUCCUAAAAAAGCAGGUAAAUAGUAAGCACCUAUCCCAAUGGUUAAAGAAGAGAAUAUACCUUUAUUGUACUGGUACUCAAAUGUACAUUUGAGACACAGGCAAAUCAUUCAAGAAAAAAAUCCUCUGACGAAAUAGAGGAUCCGAUACAUCAAUAUGCUACACUGGGUAUUCAAAAUCAAACACUUCUUCGAAAUUCACAUCGCAAUCCGACUGCUCUUUCUACUUAACGAUGCAUUUUUACCUUAAAUUAGAGUACUGUGUUUUAUCCUUUUUUACUUCCCUUCAAGAAAGAAGAGAGAAAACAAAAUUCGAGUAGGAGGCACUUCUCCGGUCUUGAUCUACGGUCUACGAAGUCAGAGUCGGUUCUCGGGACAGGUAUGCAAGCAUCCUAACACCGAUAAAUAUCUGCCUUGGUGGCAUCACACCAACGCCAGUAUCCACUUCAAAGAUUUUAGUAAGCGACAGCAGUGGAUAAAUUAGAAGUGUCCGAUUUCGAACACCCAUGAAACAACCAUUUGCAUUGUCGCUUCGAAUGUCAGCCCACGUCAUACCAUCGCGAGUCAUCGGUGGUAUACUGUCCGAAGACCAACGCGAAACCCGCAGCCAAUUGCACAGUCAGUAUAGUUACAUGAUAGUUUGGGAUUCAAUACACAACGGAGGCUCGCUCGGCUACCGAUGACCAGCGUUGAAGUAACAGAACGGCACCGUCACCAGAGCGGGUCAUGAGCUUUAAGGCAAUCUCGAUGUUGAUAAGUGUUGCCCCGUUUGACUCGUUUGCUGGCGUUGAUUUUAAACCGGCUUCAAGGACUGGGGAAGUGUUGGCUCAAAAUAGUUGGGACAUCGAAAAGUCCGGACCCGGUGCGAUUCCAGACACUCUUGCACUACAUCAAGAUCACCUUGCGAC